Molecule: messenger RNA, 2154 nt
Organism: Orycteropus afer afer
Lineage: Eukaryota; Metazoa; Chordata; Mammalia; Tubulidentata; Orycteropodidae
Source: RefSeq, a predicted model, not a curated record
AUGAACACAUUUCAGGCAUCAGUGUCAUUCAAGGACGUGGCUGUGGAGCUCACCCAGGAGGAGUGGCAGCACAUGGGCCCUGCUCAGAGGACCCUGUACAGAGACGUGAUGCUGGAGAACUACAGCCACCUCGUCUCAGUGGGAUAUGGCUUUUCAAAACCAGAUGUCAUCAUCAGGUUGGAGCAAGGAAAAGACCCAUGGUUAUUAGAAGAAGAAUUACCAAACAAGAGCUUCCCAGAAGUCUGCCAACUUGAUUACCUUGUAGAGACUUGCCAGGAAAACAAAGACAAACAUUUUUGGCAAAAUUUUUUGCCCAACAGCAACACAUUGACUACAGAGCAAGAGAAACAUUCAAGAUCACUCUGUAAACUGAACAUGGACAAUUAUCCUUCAACAAAACUGCCCUAUAGAUGUGAUACCACAGUACCUACUUACAUGAGUCUCAUACCGUUAGAUCCACAGUUUAAUUCUUCAAGAAAGAGGGGUGAUGAGUUUCACAUAUGUGAGAAAUGGAUCCUCAACUUCAGGAAAAAGAGAAAUUACAUUGAAGAAAAAUCUUAUGAAUGUAAUAAAAAUGUGGAAGUUGUUAGUCAUAAGAAGGAAGCUAUUCAGUGCCAGACAAUUCAGACUUUAAAGCAGGCUUUUGGAUAUGAUGAAUAUGGAAAACCUUUCCAUAAUAACAUUCUCUUAGAGGAGAAUAAUAAUUAUGAAUUUAAUGAAUAUGAAUGUAAUGAAACUGAGAGUAAUUUUGAUGGGAUCACUCAACUUGAGAGACUGGAAAGAAGAGGGAAAAAUUUCAGCCAAAAAUCCCAUUUCAGAGAACAUCAGAGAACCUGUACAAGAAUGAAAUCCCUUGAAUAUGGAAAAAACUUUAGCAGUGAUUCAGCAGUUAUAGAGCAUCAGACAGCUCUCAUGAUGGACAGUUCCUGCAAUUAUAACACAUAUAAGGGAACCUUCAUCUCCCAGUCAGCCUUCAGUGUAUGUGAGAAAACUCAUACUAGUGCAGAACCCUUUGAUUGGAAUGAAUGUGGAAAAUCUUUUACAAAGCCAUACUCACUCCUCGAUUUGCAUCAGAGAACUCACACAGGGGAGAAACCCUACGUAUGUUUUGAAUGUGGCAAAGCUUUCAGCCAGAAAUCAGGUUUACGAAAACAUCAGGGAACACACACAGAGGAGAAACCCUAUGAAUGUAUUGAAUGUGGGAAAGCUUUCAGACAGAAAGCAGGUCUAGUGAUACAUCAAAGAAUCCAUACAGGGGAGAAACCCUAUGAGUGUAAUGAAUGUGAGAAAACAUUUACCCACAAAUCACACCUCAGAGUACAUCAGAGAACUCAUACAGGUGAAAAACCCUAUGAAUGUAAUGAAUGUGGAAAAAUUUUCAGCCAUAAUUCAAGCCUCAGAGACCAUCUGAGAAUUCACACAGGGGAGAAACCAUAUAAAUGCCAAGAAUGUGGAAAAAGUUUUGGUGAUAAGUCGACCCUCAUACUACAUCAGAGAACUCACACAGGGGAGAAGCCCUAUAAAUGUAAUGAAUGUGGGAAAGCCUUCAGCCAGAAGUCACAUCUCAAUGGACAUCAGAGAAUUCACACAGGAGAGAAACCCUAUGAAUGUAAUGCAUGUGGGAAAACUUUCAACCUGAAAUCAGGCCUAAGAAAACAUCAGAAAACUCACACAGGAGCAAAACCCUAUAAGUGUGAUGGCUGUGGAAAAUUUUUCAGCCAAAAAUCAAACCUUCGAGUUCAUCAUAGAAUACACACAGGGGAGAAACCUUACCAAUGUGAUGAAUGUGGGAAGACUUUCCGCCAGAAAUCUAACCUCCGAAGUCAUCAGAGGAUUCACACAGGAGAGAAACCCUAUCAGUGUAAUGAAUGUGGAGAAGCUUUUACGGUGACAUCAGGUCUAAGAAGUCAUCAGAGAAGUCACACAGAGAGGAAACCGUAUGACUGCAAUGACUGUGUGAAAACUUUAAAGUUCUGCAAGCAAUCAGCCCUCACCAAACAUCAGAGAAGUCACACAGAAAAGAAACUCUUGAAAAAAUAUAUAUGUGGUUUUUCAGACAGGAUUCAGUCUUCAUUGAAUAUUAGAGAAUUCAACACAACAAAGUCACACUCUGGAGAAAGUCAUAAAAAUAUGCAAAUUGUGUGCCAGAAAUGA